UUCCUUAUGAUGGUUGUUACAUUAGAAAACAUUGCAUUCCUAAUUUCUAAUUGGAAAAGCUUACAUCCUAUUUGUGGAUAUCGAAAAUUACUCUCAGUUUUAGUAAUAAUCAAGAUAUUCGAUGGAUGUGUUUUAUCUUUUUACCAGUAAUAAUUAAAUAGGAAGAAUGCUGAUUAAUUUAUCUUGCUGCGAAGGUAUUUCAAUGCAAUUGAGCAGCCGCAUAAACAGCAGAAAUAAACUGGGAUCAAGAAAAUAUUUGAAAGUGAAGUUCAACAAGAGUGAAUAAAUAAGUCAGUAAAAAUGGGAUUCAAGUGGUUUAAGGCUCGUAUGACAAUGAACAGAAUGCCUGCACAUUCAUCUGCAGUGGCAGGUUCCUACAGGACAACAUCGAGUUUUGAUGCACCUGAUUAUGUGUCAAAUAAUAGUAGCACAAGAACUAAGGGUCACAUAAAAGUGGAGAAAAAAUCAAAUCUUAGGCCAGUCUCAAUGCCUGUGUUGAAUAAUCCUCUAGCUGGAAGAACGAGUAAGGAUGGUUCAUUAAAAGGUAUACCGCCAAGCAUCAAUAUAGCAGCACGAAAAUCAUCGGUCAGGUCUACCCAAGGAUUGAAUUCGGAUGAAGAGGAUAAUUAUCAUGCUGUUGAAGUAGGAAAUCCUGUAUUGCUGACAGCAGAUAUGACACAAAAAGACUAUGAUCUAAGUAUUGAAAAAAGCACCCCUAAACCAGUAUCAAAAACACAUAUGGCAGAAUACAGAAAAAAAAAAAACAAAGCACCCAUGCCCAAAUUGAAGUUGGAUAUAAAUGCUACUAAUAGAACAGACCAAGGUGGUGGUCAAUUCAUUUUAAUCAAAAACGAUAGAAAAUCGUCACAUGCUAGCGACAUUGAUGUGUAAUAGAGCUGAGCAUGUUUUAGAAAUAAUUAUAAAGUAAUAUUAUUUUUGACAGAGAAGGUAGCAGACUCAAAUUCCUAAUAGUCAACAUUUGCCCAUUAGUAUUACAGCUGUUGCCUGCGGUACAGCAAAUUAUUAUUUGAUUAUUCAAAGUUGAUCCACAAUUUCCUAGUGAACAUUGUCACAUGAUAAAUUUAUUUGAGAGCUAUAGAUUUGAUGGAUGGUCAAUUCAUUUUUUUCAAAUGCAAGAUAGUAGAAGUUUAAUGAUAUAAUUUUAGAUGCAUAUGGUGGGAGUAUCUGUGGUAUAAGCAAAUGCAUUGUAAUAAUAUUCUGCUUGCAAAAGCCAGUCACAGAUUUGUAAAAUAAAAUAUGUUAAUGAUUGUAUUCAUAUCACGUUGCAUACCAUAUAUUGUUAUUCUACUGCUGCAAAUAAAUAUAGUUUGCCGACGAAAUAUGCCCUAA
Molecule: messenger RNA, 1350 nt
Organism: Athalia rosae (coleseed sawfly)
Lineage: Eukaryota; Metazoa; Arthropoda; Insecta; Hymenoptera; Athaliidae
Exons: 2
Coding region: 301-891 (196 amino acids)
Source: RefSeq, a predicted model, not a curated record